GUUUAUUUGAGAUGCACCUUGAGGAAGUGUAACGAUCCUGAAGGCGCAUGAUCGUCCUAGAGUACCAGAUAAUACACGUAACUUUCACCAAGUUAUGAUGCUGUACGCAAUAAUUCAGAAUUUGCAAUUCUUUUUCUACGCUAAAGGAGCUGGAGCCACAAGUGAAAAGCGCUUUUGGUCCGACACCUUCGUCAGCUUGUCAAGUUAUCUCACGGUCGAUUUUUACGUCACAAACAAAACAGACGCGAUAGGGCUGCAAUCAAUCAUGCCACGCCUACUGUUCCAGAGGCAUCCGGCUAACGCGCACCAUAUCGGCGGACCCGUCCCCUUCCUCAACCCGACGAAAGCAUAUGUAGAAACAGAAAAAGGCAUCGUUCAGACUACGGCCAGCUCCACAGAUGAAAGCGCCAAGCCGGGCAACAAUGGGACGGCCAGUGGAAAGGCCGACGCUGUGCCGGGCGUAUACUACCAUUUGUGGAGGUCACGCGACAACCGCAAGGGCCGCCAUGCUGUGAUAGUGCGACCAGACGAUCAAACGGACAAGCAUAACGCCGUAUCGCACCCAGAUGCAUCGAAGUCGAUUAAGGAAGUCCUGCGCGGGCUUGGCAAGAUGCUCGUGAGAUACCCUUUCUGGGAUGUGAGCUACGAUGUUGCCGUGCUAUUUACUAUUGGGUCCAUUGUAUGGGUGUUCAAUGGCUUUUUCGUCUGGCUUCCCUUGUAUGCCCCUUCCACAGAGUUUAGUGGCGAGGUGGACUUAGGUGGUGGCAUUACAGCGUUCAUCGGUGCGACAAUCUUCGAGAUCGGUUCCGUGCUACUCAUGUUUGAGGCUGUGAAUGAAAAUCGAACGCAAUGCUUCGGCUGGGCGCUCGAGGAGGUUUUGGAGAGCCGAGGAACCGUAAGACUUCAUCCGGACCCUGAUGGAUGCACCCAUCAUCACUCGGAAAAGAGGUCGUUAAUCGCGCGUCAAGUUGCUGGAGGCAACACCGAUAGAGAAUGGGAAUGGUGUCCCACGUGGGAGGAAUUGAACACUCAUUAUCUCCAUGAAAUCGGUUUCCUGGCUUGUCUGUCCCAGUUCACAGGGGCCACAAUAUUCUGGAUUGCGGGCCUCACAGGCCUCCCGCCCAUCUAUGCCAACCUGUCUAUACCUGCGGCAAACGGGGUUUACUGGCUACCCCAAGUGGUUGGCGGUACCGGUUUUAUCAUCUCUGGCUACCUUUUCAUGUUGGAGACGCAGCCGAACUGGUGGAGGCCCGCGUUCGGGACUCUUGGGUGGCAUAUCGGUUUCUGGAAUCUUCUCGGAGCCAUAGGCUUCACUCUUUGUGGCGCCUUGGGCUUUGCGAGCGGAAACGAAACAGCUGCUUAUGCUUCUACUCUGUUUACCUAUAUCGGGUCCUGGGCCUUCUUGCUUGGAAGUGUCAUACAAUGGUAUGAGAGUCUGGACAAAUUCCCCAUUGCUGUGAAAAAAGGAAAAUUUGGAAAAGCUGGCAAUCUAGAAGAGAAGUCGUAAGGCAGAAGCAGUCCAAAAUCUAGCGCUUUGAUCGUCUGUUUUCAAUUUAGCUGGGCCCCUCGGCAAGAUUCAGAAUAAAACAUAAUUACCAAAUAUCCAGUCCCCCACAGGUUCUCUACUUCGCAGAGACCAAUAGAAGUGCAGUACAGUUCAGUUGGGCUUGAAACAUGUAGGUGCCUUCACGAAUACCAGUCACAAGUUGUUAACUGCAAAAAAAAAAAAAAAAAAAAAAA
Molecule: messenger RNA, 1740 nt
Organism: Truncatella angustata
Lineage: Eukaryota; Fungi; Ascomycota; Sordariomycetes; Amphisphaeriales; Sporocadaceae
Exons: 4
Coding region: 95-1507 (470 amino acids)
Source: RefSeq, a predicted model, not a curated record